CCGGUGCGGGGCGGGCCGUGGGGAGCCGCUCGGCAGCCGCUGCGGCCCGUCCCUGCGCUGGGGCUGCGCCUCGGGCCCAGCCUCGCACCGCGGCCGGCAGGAGGGAGCCGGGGGCCGCGGCUCCUUCUCCGAGCGGCGAGCUACUCAUCCUCUGGCUGCUAGAGAGUUUGCAGUAACAGACCUUUUCUCUGCUAGACUGGAGAUCUGCUUCUGGAGCACAUCACUGGUUUCCCACCAGUGGUUUCCCACUGGUCUCCCGCUUGCGUGCUGGUUUGGAUGCGUUACUCCUAGCUGGAGGCUCUCUCUGCCUUAGAACCAACUGAAAAUGUCUCAGAAUCCUGACAAGCCACAUUCAAGUGAAGAAAAAUUGAGUGGUUUGGAGGAUGAUCAAGAGGAGAGCUUGGACAACCCGGAUCAGUCUAUCAGAAAAAGAAUACGACAGAGUGCUCCAGGGUCACACAGAGAUGACACACCGAAGUCCAGUCCUCCUCGGCCUGUGUCAAUAGAAGAGCUCAUGGAAACAGCUAAGGGUGUAACCAACAUGGCAUUAGCACACGAAAUUGUUGUUAACGGAGACUUCCAGAUAAAACCAGCUGAAUUACCAGAACACAGCUUAGAAAAAAAAGUAAGAGAUAUUGUGCAUAAAGCUUUCUGGGAUUGUCUGGAAGCUCAGUUAAAGGAAGAUCCACCAACAUAUGACCAUGCAAUUAAACUAUUGGGAGAAAUUAAAGAGAAUCUCCUGUCUUUCUUGUUGCCUGGUCAUACUAGACUGAGAAGCCAAAUUACAGAAGUUCUUGAUCUGGAUUUGAUAAAACAGGAGGCAGAGAAUGGGGCCCUUGACAUUUCUAAGUUGGUCGAAUUUGUUAUUGGGAUGAUGGGGACUCUCUGUGCUCCAGCUCGAGAUGAAGAAAUUAAGAAACUGAAAGAUAUUCAUGAAAUAGUUCCUCUGUUCAGAGCAAUUUUCUCUGUAUUAGACCUAAUGAAAAUGGAUAUGGCAAACUUCGCUGUCAGUAGUAUUAGGCCAAAAUUAAUGCAGCAGUCUGCUGAAUAUGAAAGAAAGAAGUUUCAGGAGUUUCUUGAGAAACAGCCAAAUUCUUUAGACCUUGUCACAAGGUGGUUGCAAGAAGCAGCAGAUGAUCUUGCAAAGCUGAGAUGUAAAAUGCUGCCUCCCCACUGUAGCGAUGGUGCCACUGGUGGAGCUUUCACCUUGUGCUCCACUGCUGUACAAAAUCAGGCCUAUCUGAAGCUCCUAAAAUGGGAUCAUGUAAACAGGCCUUUUCCAGAAACAGUGCUCAUGGACCAGACCCGCUUUCAGGAAAUACAGCUGGAGUUGGAGCAACUUCUCUUGACUGGGACAGUCCUUCUGGUGACGUUCAGUGCAGCAGGCUCGGCACUCGUUGAUAUGCCUGGAUUUGCUGAGAAAAUCAAAACCAUUGUCAAGGUGCUGCUGACAGGAACGCAUCUUCCCUCCUUUAACCUGAAGGAAGCUCUGGCUACUGUCAGUGAAAAGGUGUGCGCUGAAGUUAACAGCUGCCUCUCCCAGCACGGGUUUACACCCUUCUCAGCUGAGAGAGAGACUGUACUUAAAGGACAAAUCCAAGCAGUGGCCAAUCCGGAUAACACCAUAUGCAAGCUAAUAGAUUCUCGAAUUCAAAAGUUUCUGGAGAGUUGUCUUGCGUCUAGUCAUCAGAAAUCAUUCCCUGCUAUUCCUGGAGGAUUAGGCCCUAUUCAAAGAGAGUUGGAAGAGAUUGCUGUCAAGUAUGUUCGUCUUGUCAACUACAACAAAAUGGUCUUCAGCCCUUACUAUGAUGCAGUUCUUGGCAAAAUACUGCUUAAGGAAGAAUCCCAACUUGCAGGGAAGUCAGAAGAAUUGUAAAACCAGUUUGUAUGCUACCGAUAUGGUAUUAACUUUGUCAGCUAUUUUUAAAAAUUGCACCAAUAUUUGUCUAGGAAAACAGCUUUCCAUGUAAAUACUGGUUCCUUUUAAUUCACUAGUGAUGAUUGAUGAGGAAAAUACAUAAGAUGCAAAAGGGGUUCUGAAGUAAAUGAUGAGAGAGAGAGAGAUGCAUUUUUAAUGUAAGUAUGCAACCUUGGGGGGGGGAUGUCUUGGUAGUUUUCUGGCUGCAAUUUUUAGAUUUUUGAGCUGAUGUUAGGUAGAACAAGUUUAAGAACUAAACUUUGUAUUUAAGUGGCUCAUUUUAGGGCAUUUUACUCUAAUUUACCCUGAAUUUAGUUUAAUUGACCCAGAGCAGACUAGCAAUGGUCCUUCCCAGAAGGGUUGAUUUGGCUUUAAAACAACUUUAAAGACUGAAGAAGUAAGCUAAAAUUCUAGAUAAGAGAAACUUUAACAAGCAAAAAACAAAGCCAAACAGCACUUUACUGUAACAUUAUUGUUAGUAUGGUAGGCUACCAGUUUUUUCUGCAUUUUACUGCAUUUUUAAUGGCAUUUUUUUGCUGUUUACCUGCAGAUGUUACAAAACACAUAAUAUAUUUUUGUAGCAAAUUUUCUGGUUAUUGGGUAACUGUCCUCUGCUAUGUACAGUACUUACAAAGGUGGCAAUCUUAUAGAUUGCGGCUGUAUUUAUCUCUUGUAAAGACUUCAGAAGGGCAGAGCUAAAAUGUUUUGAUAAAAGUGGCAUUUCCUACCUUUUUUUUGCUAGUAGUUUACUCCUUUUUAUGUGAAAUACUAAUUUUAAAGUAAAUCUUUGUCAUGUUCAGAAGGUGGAUUUAAAGUGUGCAAAACUUUAGGCUGAAAAUUUUACUUGUUUUUUAAAACUACAACUGGAGAUGGUUCGUAUUCAAUCACGUCUUCAAAAAUAUCCAGGAAGUGCAGAGCACUAUUGGAAGUAUAAGUGAUUUUAAUGUCCUGUGAGAAGUGAAUGAUUUAAUGUUAGUUUGAAUAUAUAGGGAAUAUUUUCAGUAGAAGACUUUUUUUUUCAGCUUUGUAGAGGUGUUCUUGAAACUUAAAAUAUUUGUAGGUCUUGAAUUUAAUGAGCUACAUGUCGUAUAGAUGAGUGUUCACAGAAGAGCUCAAUGGUCUUACAGCCUUACUGCAAUUUCAGGCUCAGCUAGGAGGUAAGUCCAUUGGAAAUUUUCCUCUAGUUGAGCACAACGCUGUAUUACAGUAAUCAAAAUUUGAUGAUUUUUUAUGAAAGCAAAGUUCGUAGUUAAAAACAGGAAGUGUCCCAAGUACCAGACUAUCCAAAAUAGAAUGUGUUGUCUUUUAAAAAAAAAAAAGUAUGUAAAAUAAAUAAAUAAAAGGCCACUUUUAUUGCUAACAUCCAAAUUCCUUUUAUUAAUCAGUCAACCAAAAUAAUAGAACUUCUAGAAGGAAGCACCUGGUUAUGAAUCAGUGUUGGUGCUUCCCUUUCCAGGUUUCCCCACCACAACCCUGUAAAAGAUCACUAGCUCAGACAAGUGCUUUUUUCUCUUGGCUAAAUGUACUCGGAUAGUAAAAUGGAUGUCUGUCUUUGAAUCUUUUUUUUGAUAGCUCAAAAAUGAGUAGGUUGGUUAGCCAGAAAAAAGACUUCUGAGUAGGUAUUUGGUGUGGUCUGUUUCAUUGUUUGAAUCCACAAAGGAUACUACAAUGGUCUUCAAGAUUGCUGCAGCUGCUUACUGUGCUUCGUUAUUAGUGCAGGGUCCACCUCAAAAUACAGCCUAUACCUCUGCAGCUCCAGAAAAUUAAUUCAGUAGUCUGCAUAACAGAAGAGCGACCAGAAGCAUUAUUGCUAGAGAGAUUUAAAAAACCAAAAUAAAUAACCAAGACAAAGCUGUUUUCAUUUUUGUUAAAUGAGAGUUGCAGAAAUUGUAAAGUGCUGCUGUUACUUUUAUAUUUUCAUAUUGCCUAGAAGCUGCCUUUAAAGGCCCCUGUGAAUUACGCGUACUACAGAACUGUAGAUGCUGUAGGGGAUAAUCUGAAGGACGGGGGGAGGUACAACAUCAUGGCGAAACAACAUACUUAGAAAAGCCUUUGAGAACUAUGUGACUGAUGCCAGAAUGAACAGGACUGCAUUAUCAUCGAUAAAACUGUACUUGCUUAAUCUAGGAGAUGGCUGCUCCCAGUUCUGGAAUUCAGGGUCCAGAUGUCCAUGGCUGCCACCUCCUGCUUACUCUUGACAUCGAAGCAUGGACUGUACUGCCACUAGUGCAUGUGUGUUGCUCGCAGGGUCAAUACAGCAAGUCCCAUCUCUCCUCGCAGCAGGGUUUUGAUCCUAAGGCUUCAUGUAGAAAAAAGCGCAGUACCCACAUCUGGCUCCAGUCCCACCUUUGGGGGUACACAUCCUACAUCGUCUUUAAAAGAAACAGGGAGAUAUGAUUAAGUGGCAAAGCAGAAAGGAAAUUCUAGGAUUGAUAAGGCCAGACCCCCACCUCUGUGUGAACGUUUAUAUGGUUAUACAUAACGCUGUUUCACCUUUUAGUCUGGUAGAGAGGGAGCACUGACCUACAGUCAUCUGUACUGCUGGUGGCGGAAUGUCUUGCAACUCGUCCGACUGUCCAACUUUCCUGUAGUCCAUGGAGGUUCUUCUGGUCUUACCAGAGUGCAAGUCUGAAUAGUCAAUUACAAGUUAAAAUCUAACAUAUGCAUAGAAAUUGCUUUGGAAGUUCAUGUAGUGUUUUCGUUAGCUUGUUUAGAAAUAACAGGUUAAACUAUGUAGCUAAUUUAUUAACAUUUAGCAUUGUACAUUAGGUGGAAGACCAAUGCAGUUAUCCAGGAACAGAAUGUGUUAGCUAGUACUCCUGGACAAUCCACAGUAGAAAUACAUACCGAGUUUGUCUUAUGAUGCUGUCUUCUUUAAGCAGUCAUGGAAUUAAAAGCAAAAGUAUACUGUAUCCUCUAGAAAAAUGGCAAAAAAGCUAAUUCUAAUAUGUAUGCUCCAGUCAAUUUCCUGUGAUGGUCUUAUUAACAUCGCUUUUGAAGUGGCUGAGUACUAUUUAAGAAGUAACUUGUUGUGUUUGAAUAAAACCAGAAUGAGGCAUGA
Grus americana (Whooping crane) is the source of this 4979-nucleotide messenger RNA. It is a transcript of the gene TCP11L1, whose product is annotated as t-complex 11 like 1. The transcript is spliced from 11 exons. NCBI's taxonomy places the organism in Eukaryota, Metazoa, Chordata, Aves, Gruiformes, Gruidae. Gene Ontology annotation, biological process: signal transduction. The coding region runs from base 326 to 1876 and encodes 516 amino acids. The record is from RefSeq and is a predicted model, not a curated record.